This is a messenger RNA of Anneissia japonica, 2343 nucleotides long. Its product is annotated as beta-1,3-galactosyltransferase 5-like. The coding region runs from base 153 to 1619 and encodes 488 amino acids. The record is from RefSeq and is a predicted model, not a curated record. NCBI's taxonomy places the organism in Eukaryota, Metazoa, Echinodermata, Crinoidea, Comatulida, Comatulidae. The transcript is spliced from 2 exons. Gene Ontology annotation, molecular function: hexosyltransferase activity. Gene Ontology annotation, cellular component: membrane.
AUCGAUCAAUGAUCUGAUCGCGCUUUGCGUGAACCUCCGGUUUAGCUUUCAAUCUGAGAGGAGGACUACGAGGAUAUUGAUGUGACUUGCUGCACAGUACCUGAUAAAACGCAUCCUAACUGGAUCGACUUAACUACACACGUUCGUUCAUAAUGAAACGAAAACUAACGCGAUGUUUUAAAUACACUGUUUUCAUUGCCACUCUAGGCCUAGUGGCGCUCGUCCCCACAUCCAUUUUGAGAUUACAAGAUAAAUCGACUACCCAGCGGAGAUUGAGUGGCAGAAACAGCAAAAUAAAUAUUGCUAACUUAAUGCAUAGUUCAGAAAUAUAUACGUCUCUGGAUGGCCAUAAAUUUCAAUUGUAUCAGAACGAUAGUAUUGAUGGAAUGCUGAAACAAGCGCGAUCCCGUUUUGAUAAUAGAGAGAAACUCGAAGAACAAAAAUUGGAGUACACAGAGGAAAUGAAUGGAAAAACUGCAACGACAAGAAGCAUCGUACAGAGAGCCUUAGAAAUGAAAACGACACUAUCGGUUGCUACAAUUGAAGAUUUGGAAUACAAGCACAAGAUUACAAAUAACAAUGUUGAAAAUUAUUUUAGGCCAACCACUAAAACUCAGAGAAUAGGCCUACUUAGAGAAUUGGCUGAAAAGCUUACAAAAAACCAAAGUGUCGUUACGAUCAAAUCACGUGAUUUAGAAUCGACGUAUGUCAUACGGCGCACUAAUCAAUCUAUAAAAAUUACAAGAACGAAACCACUGUAUCCCACUGAUCAAGUUAAUGAUUUUAACAUUGCUUAUAUUAUACCAAAUGAAAAUGCUUGCAAAGGUGAUCCUGAAGUAUUUGUUGUAGCAAUGAUGUUAAACCAACAUACGGAUUACACAUAUCGGAGAUUCGUUCGUGAGUAUUCGGGUAAAGCAAGAGUGGUCAAUGAUAAACGUAUUCAACAUAUAUUCUUACUUGGAAAAACAAAUAAUGAAACACUUCAACAACGAACUGAACAGGAAUCGAACACAUUUGGAGAUAUCGUGCAAGGAGACUUUUUAGAUACCUAUGGAAACUUGACUUUGAAAACUCUAAUGGGAUUUCAAUGGAUACGAGAUUUCUGCUCAGAAGCAACUUUUGUGUUAAAGGUUGAUAGUGAUAUAAUAGUAAACUAUAACGCCUUAAUUCCUCAUCUUGUAACGUCUCCAACUAAUGGAUUCGUUGAAGGGAGAGUUCAAGCUUCGGCGUAUCCAUUGAGAAGCAAGUAUUCUAAAUGGUACAUAGCCGAGGAAGACUACCCAGAAACUACGUACCCUCCGUAUUGUCUUGGACCGUCAUACCUUAUGUCUACUGACGUAAGCACACAGGUAUUACACACAGCACAUUUUGUACGGUUUUUACCAUGGGAAGAUGUAUACGUUGGUUUAGUGCUAAAACGGCUAAAUAUUACAAAUAUACAUAAAAAUAGUAGGUAUUUCGUUCUACUAAAAAAGAACAAUAUUAUAUGGAAUAAGAUAUGUGUAUUUCAACAAAUUUUUACACUUUACGUAGGGCGUCGUUUUGACAAAAGUCGACUCAAGAUUAUCUUUGAUAGAUGGAGCAAUAAAGUUAACUGUCGCAAUGUCGUCAGGAAAUAAAAUGAACUAUCAUCGGGUUUUCUCCCUACUUUUCAAAGAUGCAAUUUGUUUUUGAAGGUGCACAUAAGCUAGAUGUGUACACUAACAUAAAAAAAAACUUGCUUCUACGAUCCGAUUAUCACUGGGCGAUGAGCGUCUGGAAGCAGCGCCUAUGUUAUAAAUAUAGUUAGCGGUGCCCCUGUGUUACCGACUAGCCUUGGCCGAAAUUAUUAGUAAUUAGUAAUAAUUAAUUAUUUUAUUUAUUGAUAUAUUGUCGGCGAAUGUUUUUUUAUUAUUAUUAUUUAUUAUACUAUUGUUAAUUUUUACGUUAUAUACCAUAAGAACCUCUUCUUUGGGAAACCCGUAACGAUGACACUUAUCUGCUAAACUAGGCGUUUAUCAUUUACUAUUAUGGUUAACCCAGCUUAAGAGAACAGGUACUGUAGAACUCACAAAUGUAAAAAUCCGACAACACUGUAAAAUUGUACCCGCACAUGUCCAAAUAACCACAAAUAUACCCGUAGGAACAUAAUUUACAGAAUUUAUACAGAAACAAUUCUAUACAAUUUUUACAGCAUUUUUAUAGGCUAAUUCUAUAUGAUUUUCUAAACCAUGUUUUAUAGAAUCUUUAUAGAUUUUCUGCAGGGUCUCUAAGGAUCUUCUCAUGUAGUUCUGAUAGGAAUUCUUAAGAAAAUUUAACGAGUUCUAUAGAGUGUUGAUAGAGAAAUUGCAUAGAAAAACUUCA